Messenger RNA from Monodelphis domestica (gray short-tailed opossum), 3761 nucleotides. RefSeq names its product WD repeat, sterile alpha motif and U-box domain containing 1 (gene WDSUB1). Gene Ontology annotation, biological process: protein ubiquitination. The record is from RefSeq and is a predicted model, not a curated record. Gene Ontology annotation, molecular function: ubiquitin-protein transferase activity; protein binding. Lineage: Eukaryota; Metazoa; Chordata; Mammalia; Didelphimorphia; Didelphidae.
GCUGCUGCACCUCCCGCCCGGCCUGGCCCGGCCCCGGGGGAGGUGUCCUCUUUUUCCUCCUUCCAUCCAGCUUCACCUGUCAGGCUACUGUAACAUUUCUUGGCUCUUGGGGGCAGCCCUCUAAGGGCGUGUCCCCGUGAGCCGCGCCAGUAGCGCUAUCCCCUAGGCAGGAAGGGUCCGCCCACGACAGCCGGUAUGGAACAACGCUGCGGGAAGUAGUCGCAGCCCCGGGACCCGCUGACCGGAUGGGGCCGACAUCGAUGCCAUCGUGACAGGUAAAGGAAAAUGAAGAAGAGAAGGCAUUUCAAUUUGACAAUUAAGAAGUCAUUGGUGGUGAUCCUUAUCUCUAUUUCCAGGAAGAUUAAUUUUUCAUUAAGUAAUUUAAAUAGCUAUUUUCAUCUCAAAUAGGGUAAUUGCUUUACAUAAGGAACAUGGUGACACUAAUUCAUACACUAGCAGAUCAUGGGGAUGAUGUCAAUUGCUGUGCCUUUUCUUCUUCCCUUUUGGCUACUUGCUCCUUGGACAAGACAAUCCGUCUCUAUUCAUUAAAUGACUUUAAUGAACUCCCAUAUUCUCCACUAAAGGUUCACACAUAUGCUGUCCACUGCUGCUGUUUUUCCCCCUCAGGACACAUUUUAGCAUCCUGUUCAACAGAUGGUACAACUGUCUUAUGGAAUACUCAAACUGGACACAUUUUGGCAGUGUUGAAUCAACCCAAUGGCAGCCCUGUAAGGGUAUGCAAGUUUUCUCCGGAUUCUAUGUAUUUGGUGUCUGGAGCAGCUGACGGCUCUGUGGUGUCAUGGAAUAUGCAGACAUACAAGUUGUUUAGGUGUGGCAGUGUUAAAGAUGGUUCCUUGGUGGCCUGUGCAUUUUGUCCUAAUGGAAGCCACUUUGUUACAGGAUCAUCAUGUGGAGACUUAACAGUCUGGGAUGAUAAAAUGAGGUGCUUACAUAGUGAAAAAGCACAUGAUCUUGGAAUCACCUGCUGUGAUUUUUCUUCACAGCCAAUUUCUGAUGAUGACUAUGGCCCCCAGUUUUUCAGAAUGGCAUCGUGUGGUCAAGACUGCCAGAUCAAACUUUGGGUUACUACACUUUCAGAUUUAUCAGGUUUUGAAUUGAAGUAUAAAUGUACACUGAGUGGACACUCUGCUCCAGUUCUGUCUUGUGCUUUUUCUUAUGAUGGUCAGAUAUUAGUUUCAGGAUCUGUGGACAAAUCUGUGAUUGUGUAUGAACCCAAUACUGGGAGCAUACUUCACACUUUAACGCAACAUACCAGGUAUGUUACAACUUGUGCCUUUGCACCCAAUAUUCUUUUACUUGCUACUGGAUCGAUGGACAAAACAGUGAACAUCUGGCAAUUUGAACUGAAAGCACAUUGUCAAGUUUCUCAAGCAGAUAAACCAGAACAUGAACCAAAGCAAUUUAUUGAAACUUGGUCAGAGGAAGAAGUUUCAUCAUGGCUUUGUGCACAAGGUUUAGAAGACCUUGUUAGUAUUUUCAAGAUGAACAAUAUUGAUGGCAAAGAACUAUUGAAUCUUACAAAAGAAAGUCUGACUGACGACUUAAAAAUUGAAUCUCUUGGUCUUCGAAGUAAAGUGUUAAGGAAAAUUGAAGAACUAAAGGUAAAGGUGAAAUCCCUUUCUUCUGGAAUUCCAGAUGAAUUUCUGUGUCCAAUAACUAGAGAACUAAUGAAAGAGCCUGUCAUUGCAUCAGGUCCUGCUCAGCAAUUGAAGUCCUAUUCUUCUCUGAAUGCAGAAUUUUAAAUGGAACACAAGGCAUUUGUUUCAUGUAUAACAGAGAUGGCAGACCAGGUAAAAAAGUAUUUGAAAUGAGAAGACGAAGUCAAAUUGGGACUGAAAAAAGAAAGUAUGGAAUACAUAUAUGCUUAAGUAUUCAAACAAGGUUGAAACAGAUUAGGUAUUGAAGUAUUCUGAUCUUGACUCUGCCAAUAAAGGAUUUGUUCACUUUAGAGGUCUUUCUCACUUGACCAUAGUGAGGAAGAAGUUUUUCUUUUUCACUGUUGAAAUAAUACCAAAUGGGUUAGCAUUGCUAGCAACUUGUCAGGAAGGGCACAGGGGGAGUCUUGUGUACACUUUGCUUCCCAGAAAAAUGACUGAAAAGGCUUUAAACAAACACAGCAAAAGAAAAGGAUACAAGUAAUAUUGAAAUCUUCAAAAGCAGAUGACUAGAAAUUUGUACUUAUUAUGAUCUUCUUUGAAAGCUAAUGGCUGUGCAGUAGUCAGAUCCUUAUGAUGGGCCUUGGGAUGGUAGAGGUUAGGUCUGAAGUGUGCAGCCUUUGGUGGAGGUUAUCAAGACCAUGAUGACCAUAUUGGAUUGAUGAUAGAGAUUGCUUUGGUAGGGCUUAUUUAGAAAAGACUUCAAUUAUUGCUCUUCCAAAAUCAUAUAUAUGGAGGUGGUGGGUCUCUAUACAGUGUAAUUAGUGUUAAUUUUGAUUGUGGUUGGACUGAAAUAUAUUAAUAGAUGGUCUCCAGGGAUUUAAAUUCUAAAUCCCAAAAAUGAAUUAUUAAAGUAAACUGUAAAUUUAUGGUAGUUUUAUUUACAAUAGAGAGAAGAUAUUAAGGAAUGAGAGAGAGAGAGACAGACAGACAACUCUGGCUUCCUCUGAGCCAGGUAAAAAUUCUAAGGCCCUUAUCAGAGAAAAAAGUCUCAAGACUAUGGGCCUUUCUUGGAGGCUUACACCUCUGAGAAAAUCAGGGUUACUAAGUCAGCCUUUCACUCACCAAAGGUGAAUGUCUAAAAGGAAAGCAGUCUGAGGUCUCCUGCACAAGCUCCUCUAGGGGUCCAGUUCCACAGCCAAGCCCAAGUGUCCAUCUUCCAGGCUCUCCUCCAAGUGAGGGUUCUUUGAUCUAACUCAAAUCGAAUAAAAUUCUUCUGGCCUCUGGUCUUCUUUUUAAAGAUCUUUUUCUCGUGUCACCUCCCCUAAAUUUCAAGUCUACCAAUCACAGCAGAUGCUCCUCUCCAGGACUGCCCACUCUUUAGUUCACACCUUCUUUGUUUAGAUUAUACCUUUUUUGGUUACUUAACACCUUUUUUGGUUAGUUCACCUUUUGUAGUUAGUUAACACUUUUUUUGUGGUUAAAAUGUGUAGAUCUACUUCAAAUACUGAGUUACCACCUUUCUGGGAUUAAAAUCUAAAAAUAGGUUGUGGAUUACAAUUCAAUCUUCCCAAUAAAGGAAGAGCUAAGUAUCUUCAUUGUUAUAAUCACGGGAGAGCUAAAUCCAAUCUUCACAUUAGCCAUUGUGUACACAUGAGAGUAUUACCUUACAGGAACUAUUGAAAAUAUUUACACCUUUUCCUCACCAUUCAAACAUGUGAGAGGAUACAUUGAAAGUGAACUUGAUGGCAAACUAACCAGAGAAACAGAUUUUGAUUUUGCUGCUACAGGACUACCUUUACAAAAUUGUUAACCACUGGAGAUUACACUAACAACAUAACAAGGUAGUUAUGCUGUACUUAAGCAGUAAGCUUAUUUAGGUUAAAACAGUUUCAGUUAUGAUAAAUGUUGCUGUUUGACUUGCAAAUUGGGAGGCAUGUGUUUUUUGCAAAACAAAUAUAAGGGCUAAAUCUGCAAUUCAAAAUUAAAACACUUGGCAUGUUCCAGUUUAGUUAGUUUGGUAUUUAGUAAGGAAUGUAUACUUAGUUUUUUUUUAAGUUAAUGAGGACAAAUUUGAGACUCAAUACAGAUUUGUUCGAAUUUUGGUCUUGGUUUUUGUAUUAAAUUCUGAGACCUUGAUUUCAA